Rotaria sp. Silwood1 is the source of this 3564-nucleotide messenger RNA. The record is from the annotation of a GenBank genome assembly. Lineage: Eukaryota; Metazoa; Rotifera; Eurotatoria; Philodinida; Philodinidae.
AUGGCAAGUUCCACUGAACAUGUAUCGAUUCACAUGCCCAAAUAUGAGACAACACCAAUUCAUUUUAAUACUCCCACAUCUGGUGUUUCAGUAGAUAUUGCUGAUAUACAAAAUUAUAUACGUGAAAGAGCCGAAAAAAAUUUAGAACAAUGUAAAUCAUUUGAAAUAUCAUUACCACCAUCAAUCACUGGUAUAACUACUGAAUCGAACAAAAUUGAAUUUAAAUCAUUAUUCCAAACUCCAACAUUAAAUGAACUUGAAAUUGUUUCAACUAAUCCAGAUGGAUCAUCAUUGAGAUUAAAUGAAGAACAACUCAAAGCAGUUAAACAAACAGGAGAAUUUGAUGUAAAUAGUAUUCAUUUUCCUGGCCAACGUCAUCGAUGGAGAUUAAGUAAAUUACUUCAAUCUGGUAUUCAAACAGCUAAUGAAGUGCUUCAUAAAGAAUUAUCAUGGGCACUUUAUAUGUUAAUAAUAUUUGCUCGAGAUCGUGUUUUCUCGAAUUGUUUUAGUUUUAAAGCAACUUUACGAUCAUGGAAACAAGGCUUUGUUAGUUUAAUUGAUGCCCUUAUUGGAUUACCUGCUGUUUAUUCAAGUGGUAUUGAUUUACAAGUAGAAGAUGAACGAAACAAAUUUAUAGUUAUUGAACUUUCACCACAUGAAAGUGAAAAAGAAAUGCAUGAUGCAUUUUGUGCACAAAUACCAAUUUUAUUAGAAAUGAUGAUAGAAUACAACAAAUAUACACUUCGUCAACAUCAGACAUUACCACCUCGAAUGCUACCAUAUCCUCAUCAUUUUGUAACACCAAAUAAUAUUGAUAUUGAUCUUCGAUUACAUAAUAAUGAUCUUCAAACAAAAUUAACAUCAAUUGUUAGCACUCUUCUUAAUGGAAAUACACCGAAAAAUUGGUUUAAUACAACAAAACGGCGAUUAAUUAAUCAAUAUAAACAUGAACAAAUUGAAUUAGGUUUAACAAAAGAAGAAGUAGCUAAACUAGUACAAACACAAUUAAAUAUUGAAUAUGCUGAACGGGCAUUCGAAACUAUUGAAAAUUCUGAUGAAAUUGAACAAUUAUCACCUGGUCUUGGACGUUUAUUAGUUUCACACGCUCGUUCUAUAAUCACUAUGAAAUCAGUUGUUCAAAAAUUAACAGAUGAUUUAGAAAAAUAUCUAAAAACGAUAAGAGAAAAAUUAAUUCGUGAACAUCCAAUCAAAUCUAAAAUUCAUCGUUGGAUUGAAAGAAAACUAUUUGAAGAAAGAGUAAAUUAUAUUCACCAACAUGAAUGGGAUGCACAUCAAACAUCAAUUGAUCAAUGUAAAGCAUUGGGAAAUCAACAAGCUGCAUAUUUUAUUCAACGAGAUCUUACAUUUCGAAAAGAUCAUGAACCAAUUCUUCGUCUCAAUCUUAAUUCACCUGUUGAACCUUUGAAAACAAUUAAAUGUGGUCGAUCAAUAUGGUUUCCAAAAAAUUGGAUCGUCGAACGAACAUAUCCAUUACCUACUGAACGAAUUCCAACAUUAUUUGCUAAAUAUACAUAUACGCCUGAUGAAGAAGAAAAACAAAGAAGACUGAUUCAGUCUGAUCCUGAUGCACAAUAUGAUCUUAGACGAAAAGUAAUCUAUGCAACAACAACAAGAUAUCCAUUUUGGAGAUGGAAAUUAUUUGCACUUCGAACAUAUUGUUGGCUUUCAAAUGCUAUUUAUACAUUAUGUCUUGUUAUUCCAUUUGCUAGUCCAGUUAGUUUCCGAGCUCUAUUAUCUCCAAGACCAUUUCGACCUAAUUAUGAAUUAAAUCGAAACGAUUUGAAACUUCAUGAAGAUCCACAUUCAAAAACACAAACAUUUAUUUCAAGGCUUGUUGCUCUUUGGAAUCAUGUAAGGCAUUCAAGACAAAAAUUUGAACAAACACCUGAUCGAGGAUUUUUGGGAAAGAAUAUACAAAGAAUAUUCAAUCGAUUUUGGAAUUAUGUAGCAAAAGGUUUUAUCGGCACAGUUGCUAUUUGUGCUAUCUAUCCAGUUUCCUGUAUAAUUCUUUCAACUGGCUCUUUUAUAUUAGGUGUUCUAUCACCUAUUUGGAUGCCAAUUCUUACAUUACUAUUUCAUAUACUUCAAAUUCUUAUUUAUGAUGCAACUUCAGCUGGUGAAUACGGGCGAAAACUUUUUUGUUUUAUUAAUAUUUUGAUAACUGAUUUUCUACUCUGUGGUAUUAUACAACCAAUAUUAGUAUUAAUUGCAUUAAUUACUAGUCCAAUAACUUCACUUUUACUUGUUAUUUAUGCUCUGCUACACCGUUGUACUCGUGGAUUGUAUGAUAAAAUAGUAUAUCAAUUAAUUGUUAAACGUUUUGCUCGAAUUCCUGCACAUGAUGGUUUUCUUGCAAGACGUAUUGCUGGUCCAGGUUUAGCAGCACAAUAUUUUUAUCAAGUUUCAUCACCAGAAGUAUUAGCAGCAUUAGAAUCAUUAAUUGAACAAAAUGAAUUAAAAGUUUAUCGUUCAUAUAUUGAACAAAUUUUAAUGAAACCAAUUGAUGAAUAUCGACGAUUUUUUAAUGCAGCAUUUGAACCAUUUUCAGCUCAAGUUCAAAUAAUAGAUAGUCAAUCAGUUUAUAGUAGAAUGAAAGAUGUUGUUGAUGAACAUAUUCGAAAUUUGAAAACAACAAUUGAAAAGCGUAAUGAAUUACUUCGAGUACAUCAUGGUUCUCAACAUGAUCGUAUUCGAUUAACAGAGGCUGAUUUAACCGCUGUACUUAUUGAAGGAACACAAUUAGUAGAAAAAUGGUAUCCCAAGCGAAUACUUUCUUAUUUCAAUAAAGAUGAGAUAGAAAAGUUUUGGAAUGAUUAUGAUCUUGAACAAAAUGAUUGGUUUGGUUUAACAAGUAAAUUACUUCAACAAUUAUUUUGUCGAGAUUUCUUAACACCACUUGAACAAACAGAUGUUUUUUAUAGUCUACAAGUUGAUCAUUUAACAUUAUCAAAAUAUGCACAUAUGAUCCAUUCAGCUAGUUUACAUGAUGAUCUUGAUGUUGUCACAAGUGUUUAUCUACCUGAAACGUCUUACACAAUUCAUUAUCCAUCUUUCAAUCAAGGAAUAUUCAAUCCAAAUGAACGUAUUCUUGAUAUAUCGACAAAUUAUUCUGAAAAACGUCGUGUAAAAACUCAUGGUCGUGUAUAUCGAUUUUUUAAUCGUAAAGCAAAUUAUUUACAACACGCUAAUAAUUUAUCAAGAUUUGUUGAUUAUACAUCUACAACAUGUCAUUUUUCUAUACCAAUUCGAUUACCUGAUAUAAUCUAUGUUAAUAUUAUUAUAUUUAAUCGUGAUAAUAAUAAUUCAAUAACAACAACAUCAAUUAAAAAUGUAUCUCUUCAAGAUAUUCUUCAACUUAUUGAAUACAAUAAAAAAUUUCAUGAUGAACCUAUGUUACCAACAUAUUCAGCAAGAAUUUUAUCUCCUACUACAAUGAAUCAUACGACAAAUGAUGAUUUAGUUAUGAUCAAUGCAGCAGUAGAUAAUAAUGAUGAUGAACCAUUAGAUGAUAAUAUUGCUGUACUUGACGAAAAACUUUUAUAA